UGACACCAGAAAGACAAUAGGUAAAGGAAUGGAAGACACCAUGGCAACUGUUCUAAAUCAGGUAACAGUCAUUAUGUUUUACACAGGAAUAUUUUUUCUUAAACGACUGAACAUGAUCAACUUUUUGUGAUUAUUGGAGGCUACCUUAAAUGAUUCAGCACUAGAUUCUGCCUCAUUUUUGGGGUCAACGACCACAGGACCAAACCAUGAUCUGCAGAUGCUAGAAUUGUGAACCACUAAUGCUAAAAUAAUUCUGUCAAUACAGCUUUAGUUUUACAUGUCUUACUCCUCACACAGUGGAUAUUAAAUUAUCAUGUUAAGACUGCAUUUACUGAUCCUCUUUGAGAAAGUAUAUGCACAUAAUAAUGCACAGUAUACAUGUGCAUUAUUUUCAUUUCUCCUUUAUAGAAGCAUAUUGAUGAAUUCACGUGUUGUAUAUUUUAUUUUUGAUAUUAUAGUACUAUCUUAAGACCAGUUUUAGUAGUAAUUCACAGAGAUGAAUUAAUGUUGGAAUGUGGAAAGUAAGUCGUGCAAAAAAAAUUCGAGGGAACAGUUCCUCAUUAAAUGAAAUACUACAAAAUACUAUACAAAAAGCACACAGAUAACACAGAUUACCAAACUUCAGAGGAAAGAAGAGGAAGACAAUCAAGUAAUACAGAUACAGCAAUUAAAGUAAAUCUUUAGUUUAGAAUAUCAGAAAAAUGGGUACUCAUGGCACAAAAAGACCUGUUACCAGUAAUCUGUCCCUUAUGUGCGCAGAAUGUGGAGUUUGUGCAAACAGGCUAUGGCAAGAACGCCGUGAAGGUGCUUGUUAUCAACAGAAAGGGGAGCCACCACUCCAUCAUCGAGCUAAAGGCUGACGUGGAGCUUACGCUCAAAUCACGCAAGGAUUAUCUAACUGGCGACAACUCAGACAUCAUCCCCACUGACACCAUCAAGAACACCGUCCAUGCUCUGGCCAAGCACAAGGGGGUAAAGACCAUCGAGCAGUUUUCCCUGGAUAUCUGUAAUCAUUUCCUGACCUCUUUCAACCAUGUGUUGAGGGCCAAAGUUUACAUGGAGGAGGCCCCCUGGAGAAGGUUGGAGAAGAAUGGGGAGGAGCAUGCUCAUGCAUUUAUCUUCAGCCCAGAGGCUUAUCGCUUCUGCGAUGUUGAACAGAAUCUCAAUGGCAUCCCAGUGGUUCACAGUGGGGUGAAGAGCAUGAAGGUGCUGAAAACUACCCAGUCUGGUUUUGAGGGUUUCUUACGAGACCGCUUCACUACUCUGCAAGAGACCAAAGACAGGUGUUUCUGCACCUCUGUCUACGCUAGGUGGUGCUACAACCAGGUUCAGGAUGUCGACUAUGACGUUGCAUGGAGGUGCGUGAAGGAGACAAUUAUUGAGAAGUUUGCGGGCCCCUACAAUUGUGGAGAAUUCUCACCUUCUGUGCAGAAGACCCUUUAUGAGACACAGGUUCUGGUCCUGGCCAGAGUUCCUGAGGUGGAUGAAAUAGAGAUCGUCAUGCCCAACCAGCAUUACUUCACAGUAAACAUGGCAAAAAUGGGCAUUGACAACCAAGAUGAGGUACUUCUUCCCCUGGAUAACCCCUCAGGGAACAUUGCAGGGAUAGUGCGCAGGAAACAGCAAGCAAAGCUGUGAAGACACCGACACAAAUCCAGAAAAAGCUGCUGCUGUGAUCAACAUAUUAACCUUUACACAUUAAGUCAUACUCAAGUUCGGAAAACAAAAAUUACCUUGAUAUGACCCAAAUAUUUUUGUCAUAAUUACAACUACAACUCAAGAUUUCCUAAACAUGAUUAAAUAAUUUGACCAUGUAAUGUGAAUGUUAGUAAAUUAAAUUAAAUAAAAGAAAACCAGAAUCAAUAAACUUAUAAACUAAUAUUGUUCUUUGGUGAGAAAAGAGCACCAUUUAUUGAAAAUCUUUGAUUCGGAUAUUCAAACUCCAGUGUUAUGU
Molecule: messenger RNA, 1954 nt
Organism: Xiphias gladius (swordfish)
Lineage: Eukaryota; Metazoa; Chordata; Actinopteri; Istiophoriformes; Xiphiidae
Gene: uox
Product: urate oxidase
Exons: 7
Coding region: 712-1638 (308 amino acids)
Biological process (GO): purine nucleobase catabolic process; urate catabolic process
Cellular component (GO): peroxisome
Molecular function (GO): urate oxidase activity
Source: RefSeq, a predicted model, not a curated record